This is a messenger RNA of Pyrus x bretschneideri (Chinese white pear), 1713 nucleotides long. RefSeq names its product protein trichome birefringence-like 25. NCBI's taxonomy places the organism in Eukaryota, Viridiplantae, Streptophyta, Magnoliopsida, Rosales, Rosaceae. The record is from RefSeq and is a predicted model, not a curated record. Gene Ontology annotation, molecular function: O-acetyltransferase activity. Gene Ontology annotation, cellular component: Golgi apparatus.
CAACAUAUUUUCUUCCUGAAACAAAAUCAAAACUAAAACCUCGUUUGGGUUGUUUUGUUGCAAAAACAAAAACCAGCUCAUUUCAUCACCUCUGUUUUUCUUUUAAAUAUUCUUAAAAUUCUUCUCUCUCUCGGACCCUUGAGAUGGUGAAGGAACUGAAGGUUGAAUCGAACCCAAUAUUGUCAUUCCACAAAAACAACCAUGUGUUUGUGAAGCUUGCAGUCUCUUUUCUCUUAGUUGGUCUCGCCUUUCGACUCUUGUUUUCCGAUUCUGUGCUUCCUAUCGGAUUAAAUUUACCAGUAGGGCCACCUCCUCUUGCAUUUGCAGACCAACAACAAACAGACUCCUCCUCCUCCUCCUCCGCUGUUUCCGAUUCUUCUUUAUUUCCUGGUCAAAUUCAAAACUCUACAAUUGUUGAUUUUCCUGGAAAUACCUCCCAUACACAUGACAAUGUGAAGUGUGACCUUUUUACUGGAGAUUGGGUACCAGAUCCGUCAGGUCCAAGAUACACUAAUGAAAGCUGCCAUGUGGUGGAACCUCAUCAGAAUUGUAUGAAGAACGGUCGCCCCGAUUCCGACUACUUUUACUGGAGGUGGAACCCAAGAGACUGUGAGCUACCCAAGUUCAAUCCGCAGAGUUUUCUUGGUAUAAUGAGGAACAAAUCAUGGGCCUUCAUUGGUGAUUCGAUUUCGCGUAACCAUGUGCAGUCAUUGCUUUGCAUUCUCUCUCAGGUGGAGCAAGCUGUUGAGGUAUACCAUGACAAAGAAUACAGGUCUAAAAGAUGGCUUUUCCCAUCUUACAAUUUCACUGUUUCCGUAAUUUGGACUCCGUUUCUCGUCAAAGCGGCCAUUUUUGAAGACAUGAACGGAGUUUCUACUUCCGAAAUUCAGCUUUAUCUUGACGAACUCGACAAGACAUGGACCGAUCAGUAUAACAGCUUGGAUUACGUGGUGAUUGCCGGAGGAAAAUGGUUCCUGAAAACCGCAAUUUACCAUGAGAACAACACGGUCAGAGGCUGCCAUUACUGCCCUGGAAAGAACUUAACGGAGUUUAGGUUUGACUACGCCUAUCGCAGUGCCCUCCGUCUGGUUUUCAAUUUCAUCACUCGUUCGGAUCAUAAAGCGCUUGUAUUAUUUAGAACCACCACGCCUGACCAUUUUGAGAAUGGAGAGUGGUUCAGUGGGGGGUAUUGCAAUAGAUCAGCGCCAUUCAAAGAGGGUGAGGUUGAUAUAAAAGAUGUAGAUGCUGCAAUGCAAAACAUCGAGCUGGAAGAAUUCGAGAAGGCUGCGGCCGAAGGAUCGGAGAAGGGGGUGAACUUUAAACUACUGGACACAACCCACCUUUCGCUAUUGAGACCCGAUGGGCACCCAGGUCCGUACAGGCAGUUCCAGCCAUUUGCAAAGGAUAAGAAUGCCAAAGUCCAGAAUGAUUGCCUACAUUGGUGCUUGCGGCCAAUAGACUCUUGGAAUGAUUUGGCUAUGGAAUUGUUGGUCAACGGCGAAAAAUAUCAAUGAUCGAACUCUUGGCUUAUCAAGCUCACAAGCAUUUGCAAUCCUGUAAGCAAAUCUGUGCCUAAAACAGGCGCGACGCUGACCCGAAAUACAUCAGAGCUUAUAAAUGAAACUACAAAUCUCACAAAAAAAUCCCAUUUCUGUAAACUUAUGUAUCUACCAUUACCAUUGCUGAAAAGAAGAGUGCCAAAAUUCCACACAA